AUGUUCGUAAAAAAAAUGAUAAGGUUCCUACAGAGAAACGCUCGACAACAUCGAUUAUAUUCAAUAAAGAGUUUUGGGGAGAUACCCAUGCCUAGAGGACUGCCACUGGUGGGUACUACAUUUUCGCUUUUAGCUACAGGGGGGCCUAAAAAACUUCAUAAGUAUAUGGAUAGGAGGCAUAAGGAAUUAGGGCCGAUCUUCAAAGACAAUGUAGGACCGAUUACAGCUGUGUUUUUAUCCGAUCCUGACGAGAUGAGAGCAGUCUUUGCAAAAGAAGGUAAAUAUCCGCUACACCUGAAACCAGAUGCCUGGCUUUUGUACAAUGAAAAAUACGAUUACUCCAGAGGUUUAUUCUUCAUGGACGGAGAAGAAUGGCUUCAUUUUCGUAGAAUAAUGAACAAGUUGCUCCUUAGAGGCAACCUAACUUGGAUAGAAGACUCUUGCAAUGUUGCUGCAGAUUUGCUAGUCCAGCAAAUAUCUGAGCACCAGAAUCAAGAAUUCCCAAAUUUAGAGCAGCAAUUGUAUAAAUGGUCAUUGGAUAUGAUAGUAUCAGUCUUAGUUGGUGCAGAUAAAUACACAGAAUGCAACAAAAAAGUAGAUUUCUAUGUAAAACAAUUAGCUUCUAUUGUACAUAAAAUAUUUGAUGAUACCUGUAAAUUACAACUCUUGCCAGCGCCUUUAGCCAUGAAGUAUAAUUUAAGUAGAUGGCAAAAUUUUGAAAAUUCUGUAAGAACAUCUUUAAAGUUAGCCAAAGAUUUACUUAAUUUAAUUUCGGCCGUUACUAAUAAUGAAGAUGGUUUAUUAAAAAAAAUGUUCGAAGAAAAAGUAGACACUAAAGACAUUGAUAGAAUAAUUAUAGACUUAAUAUUAAGUGCUGGUGAUACUACUGCAUACACGAUGUCAUGGUUAUUGUUUCUUUUAUCAAAACAUCAAAAUGUUCAAAAAGAAUUACGUGAUAAAGUGAGAUCUGACCCUAAGACCUCCUAUUUGAGGAAUGUUAUUAGAGAAACUUUAAGGUUGUAUCCAGUAGCGCCAUUUUUAAAUAGAAUACUUCCUGAGACAACAACUAUAAGCGGGUAUGAAAUUCCUAAGAAUACUCUUAUGGUUAUGUCGAUUCACACAAGUGGACGGGAUCCUAAAUAUUUUAAAAAUCCAGAGGUGUUUCUUCCCGAACGAUGGAGCAGAGAUAAAGGGAGUGAUUUGUCUCUACAACAAGCUAGUUUACCAUUUGGUAUUGGAUCUAGAUCUUGUAUAGGCAGAAAAAUCGCAGAAACUCAAUUACAAAUGACUAUUUCUAAAAUAGUUCAAAAGUUUGAAUUUAUUAUUAUUAACGAAUCAGAAAUUGAGGACAUUUUGAAAAUGGUAACAAUUCCUUCCAAACCUCUAAGACUUGUUUUUAAUAAAAUAGAUUAG
Molecule: messenger RNA, 1413 nt
Organism: Diabrotica balteata
Lineage: Eukaryota; Metazoa; Arthropoda; Insecta; Coleoptera; Chrysomelidae
Source: the annotation of a GenBank genome assembly